Molecule: messenger RNA, 660 nt
Organism: Rhizophagus irregularis DAOM 181602=DAOM 197198
Lineage: Eukaryota; Fungi; Glomeromycota; Glomeromycetes; Glomerales; Glomeraceae
Source: RefSeq, a predicted model, not a curated record
CUGUCUCCAUUAAAAAAAUUUAUUGUUAAUGAUGUAUCAAAAUCUUGCCGUAUCAUAUGGUAUUAAUGCUGAUGAUAUUCUUAAAAACCCUACUAAAACAAUACUUGUAAAAUGUAUUAAACUAAUAAACGAUAAAGAAGGGAAAGAAAUUUUAAAAAUAAGCGGGAAAAAGAGAGAUGAAUUAAAGAACAUGUUAUGUGACUUCCUAGAACUUACGUCCUUUGUUGAAGUAGACCCGCGCCAGAUUCUAUAUUCCCAAUGCUGCAUAAAACCAAACUUCACGCCUAAGAAAAGGGGCGAAGUGGGUAGAAGAGUCGAAGAUACUAUUACAAGUCUCGUGAAUGGCAGAACGUCACCAAAAGAAAUUAAACCUAUUCGCGUGUGGACUUGUUCAAACGGCAAGAAACACUCCUUAGAUAAUCGACGACUCUAUGCAUUUAAAGAAGCCAUUAAACUUGGGGCUGCAAUAGAUACAGUCACUGUUGAAGAUGCGAAUAAAAGAAAAAAUCUGUUAAAAGAACUUAAGUGGAAAAUGAAGCAUUAUCCUUCCAAAGAUUGGUCGACAAUUGAAAUAAAGGAAAAUUGUAACAAAAAGUAAUUAUCCCUUAAGUUUUAAUUAAUCACUACUAAGAAAGUCUGACGUUGGAUAAAAAAAAAAAA